This is a messenger RNA of Ruditapes philippinarum (Manila clam), 306 nucleotides long. Its product is annotated as calmodulin-like protein 4. Gene Ontology annotation, molecular function: calcium ion binding. Lineage: Eukaryota; Metazoa; Mollusca; Bivalvia; Venerida; Veneridae. Bases 36 to 278 code for a protein of 80 amino acids. The record is from RefSeq and is a predicted model, not a curated record. Gene Ontology annotation, cellular component: myosin II complex. The transcript has 3 exons.
AUGGGAAGGUAGAUUUUGCUUCGUUUUUGGAAGUCAUGCAUGAGCACAACGCAAAGGAGAAUGCAAUAAGGGAGAUAACAAAUGCUUUUAGAGCACAUGACACAGAGGGCAAAGGUUAUGUACAGGUUAAUGAAGUGAAGAAUAUUUUGUUGAAUCUUGGAGAGAGGGUGUCACGCAGAGAAUUGGAAGCAUUGUUUAGAGAUGGUGGUGUUACUGGUGGUCAGAUAAGAUACAGUGAAUUUAUAGAUAAUAUAGCCCAGCCAGUACCAGAUUAUUGAUAUGUUAUCAUUCCAAAUAUUCAUCAUA